UGAUGAUUUCUCCCAGCAGGUCGCCAUUUCUGACGGGUCGGCACAUCUGACGAAACACCGCUAGACUCCUGAACCAUGCUGGCUGCAAGCUGCUGGCGACUCCUUUCCCGCUGGAGGGGUCUGCGCGGGUUCAGGACGGUUUACAUGCCCAGCUCGAGGGUCACCCACACCCGGACAGCCCUGUAUGUGCCUGGGAACGCCUCACUCCACACCUCUGUCCAGCGGUACAGUGACUCAAAUCUGGUCGGAGCCCCUGCUAGCCACUACCAGCUCAUCUACACCUGUCGGGUUUGCUCGACAAGGUCCAUGAAGAAAAUCUCAAAGUUGGCAUAUCACAAUGGAGUGGUGAUUGUGAAAUGCCCCGGCUGCAAGAACCACCACAUCAUCGCUGACAACUUGGGCUGGUUCUCCGACCUGGAGGGGAAAAGGAAUAUUGAAGAAAUCUUAGCAGCCAAGGGGGAGAAAGUUCAUCGUGUUGUAGGUGAAGAGGCCCUGGAGCUCAUGCUUGAGAGCAGCACAAGAGAAGAAGUUUCAGAUCAAGACCACAACGAAACGGCAUCCCUCCCAAGCCCAGAAGAUAAAUCUGUUACAUGAUGCAGUUGACGACCAGAUAACUGACCUUAUGGUGGAUAAGGAGACAAUGUUCUCAAUUAUAAAGAUGGUUUCUGACAAGUGAGGGCAGCCUUCUUUUGAAUUAGAUUAAUCCAUUUCCCAGCACAUGAGUCAACGACCAUUGCUAAUCUUUGUUUAUCCCAACUUCCUAUGGAAGAAGGAAAGAAAACUGGAUGUUGGUUAUCUGCAGUUUUGUUUUAUUGCUGUGAUUGUGUGGGACUGUUUUUAUUCUGGUUGGUGGUCUUUAGAGAGACUGAAAAUGAAUCUCUUGAAAAUGAAUCUCUAUCUAUCAAUCAUACAAGCUGCACCAUACUGGAAACUAAAAGGGGAGGGGGAUACAUAUAGGCCACGCACAAGUUUACCGAGCCAUGCACCUGCGCAGAGUGCUGUCUACGCUAGCAUGAGGCGCACAGGUGUUCUCUGCAGGCAGUCUGGUCAAGUUGACAGGUGAGUGGCUGCACCGAUCUCCAGGUUCAUCCCUGACUGUACAUCCAUGUGGGACUGAUGAUGUAUGGAUCAGAACAAUCUGUCUGCUUUCUGAUCUGUGCAUUGGUCCCACACAGAUGCAGUCAGAGGUGACCAUGGAGGUCCAUGCUGCUGCCUGCAUUUCAUUGAUUUGAACAGGCUGCCUACACAGAACACCUAUACAUCCCCUGAGGUUAAAGACGCCCCAUUACAUGGGUGUAUGGAUGGUACAACCGUGUGAAUGGGGCCAUCCUGUAAACGCCAGCCAUCUAGAGAUCACAAGCAGCAGUCUCUUCACAGGUAAAUACUUUUGUUUCUCUCUAUAAAAUAGUCCCCUGCCUAUUGCAUAUGUGCUGACCUUAAAGUAUAACUAAAGACUCCUUUUUAUUUUUUCAGUUUUUGGAUAGAGGGGAGAGGGAUUAGAACAUCUGUUUGUUUUUUGUUGCCCUCAAUAACCUGGUUAGGGAAAUUCACCCCCAUCUAUUUAUUAUAUUUACCAUUAUGAAAGUAAAAAAAAAA
Molecule: messenger RNA, 1596 nt
Organism: Rana temporaria (common frog)
Lineage: Eukaryota; Metazoa; Chordata; Amphibia; Anura; Ranidae
Gene: DNLZ
Product: DNL-type zinc finger
Exons: 3
Coding region: 76-594 (172 amino acids)
Biological process (GO): protein stabilization; protein import into mitochondrial matrix; protein folding
Cellular component (GO): mitochondrion
Molecular function (GO): zinc ion binding; protein-folding chaperone binding
Source: RefSeq, a predicted model, not a curated record